This is a messenger RNA of Neltuma alba, 2702 nucleotides long. RefSeq names its product protein tesmin/TSO1-like CXC 2. The transcript has 10 exons. Gene Ontology annotation, molecular function: DNA-binding transcription factor activity. Lineage: Eukaryota; Viridiplantae; Streptophyta; Magnoliopsida; Fabales; Fabaceae. Bases 161 to 2491 code for a protein of 776 amino acids. The record is from RefSeq and is a predicted model, not a curated record.
GAAGGGGCUAUCCCUACGAGAAAAUGUUCUCCCGCCCUCCCGCUUCUUGAAUCCUCAUCCCAUCAGCAAAAGCGAAGCCCCCCAAUUAUAGAGAGAGAGACAGAGACAGAGAGUCAAAAGCGGGAGUGAAGAGGAAUGUAGUGAGGCUGCCUCUCUGGAAAUGGACACACCAGAGAGGAACCAGAUCGGAACCCCCAUCUCCAAAUUUGAGGAUUCACCCGUCUUCAACUUUAUCAAUAGUCUUUCUCCUAUAAAGCCUGUUAAGUCUGUUCAUAGUAUUCAGACUAUCAAUUCACUCAGUUUUUCAUCUCCUCCAUCCGUGUUUACAUCACCCCAUGUCAGCUGUCACCGGGAAUCUAGAUUUCUCAGGAGGCAUAACGUUAUAGAUGCAUCAAAGCACAAGGUUUUGUCUGAAGAUGGGAAAAAAAUAUGUUCAAGUGAAGAAGCUCUUGCAGAUUCUACUCAUACAUAUCAUAAUUCAAGUGAGCUACAAGGAAAUGCUGAUCAAGGGAUUUCCCUGGAAGAUUCAACAAUUGAGCCAUCUAAUGAGCACUCAGACUUUCCAAUUGAGCUACCACAAACCUUAAAAUAUGAUUGUGGUAGCCCGGCAUGUGAUCCUCCACCUGGUGGUGAUGAGACAAAUUCUCUUCUGGAUUUGUCAAGUAAGGCAGCAUCAGAUGUUGCGUAUGUUGAUGAAGCCUGUAAAAAAAGUUCACCCGAGUCUGAAGUGCUACUUCCAGGAAUAUGUCAAGCUGAGCCAAGAAUUGGAGGCCCAGAGUGUGACUGGGAUGGUUUACUUUCAGAUGCUACUGAUCUAUUAAUUUUCAACUCUCCUAACGAAAGAGAAGCUUUAAAGGGUUUAAUGCAAAAAUCAUUUGACCCCACAGGACGGUUUAGCAAUUUUAUGUCUCAGUUGCCACAAACUACCUUAAGUCAUGGUGAGAGAAUGCGAAUUUUUGAUCCAGCUACUUCUGGUUCAGAACAUGAAACUGAAGAUCAUCCUUCUCAGCCAGAAGAAGUCAUCGACAAUGAUCAGGCACAGGACAAUCUUGCUAACGCUGCUGGGAUGGGUGGUAAUCCUGAUAAUACGUUGGAUAAUCAGCUUGUUUCAAUAACACGCCAUGGCAUACGAAGGCGUUGUCUAGAUUUUGAGAUGGUUGGGGGAAGAAGGAAGAACUCCAAUGAUGGUUCAAAUAACAGUAGUUCUAGCACAUUACAAUCUGAUGAGAGAAAUGUUGCUAAUGAUAAGCAGCUUCUUCCUGCAAAACGCAACGGUAAUUCACAGAAGUGCAUUUUGCCUGGAAUUGGCUUACACCUGAAUGCUCUUGCGAGUAUAAAAGAUUUCAAAAGCUUAAAAGUUGAAAAUACAUCUUCUGGAAGACAACUCAGCCUGCCAAGCCCUGCCUUGCAACAAUCCUCUAGCCAAGAACAUAGUCUAGCAUUGGUGCCUUUAUCAACCGAAGGAGAUUCAGAUCUGCCAGACAAUGGGAUUCAGCCUGCUGAAGAUUGUUCCCAGCCCUCAGGAUAUGCCAUUGAUGAAGAUUUCAACCAGAAUAGCCCCAAAAAGAAAAGGCGUAAGUUGGAGCCAGCUGGGGAUGGUGAAUCUUGUAAGCGUUGUAAUUGCAAGAAAUCCAAGUGUUUGAAGCUCUACUGUGAGUGCUUUGCUGCUGGUGUCUACUGCAUAGAACCUUGCUCUUGCCAGGAUUGCUUCAACAAGCCUAUUCAUGAGGAUACUGUUCUUGCAACUCGCAAGCAGAUUGAGUCUCGUAAUCCUCUAGCCUUUGCUCCUAAAGUCAUUCGAAGCUCUGAUUCUGUACCUGAAAUUGGGGAUGAUCCCAACAAAACUCCAGCUUCUGCACGGCACAAAAGAGGAUGUAACUGCAAGAAAUCAAGCUGCUUAAAGAAAUACUGUGAAUGCUAUCAGGGCGGUGUGGGUUGCUCCAUUAGCUGUAGAUGUGAGGGAUGCAAGAAUGCGUAUGGUAGAAAGGAUGGUUCCAUUCCUAUUGGAGUAGAGGCUGAGCCAGAAGAAGAAACAGAACCAUCUGAGAAGGCUGUGACUGAAAAAUCCUUACAAAAAUCCGAGAUCCAGAACAACGAAGAGCAUCUGGAGUCCACACUUCCCACAACACCAUUACGAAUGUGCAGACCAUUGCUUCCUCUAUCCUUUUCAUCAAAGGGAAAACCACCACGAUCCUCUUUCAUCACUACCAUACCAGCUUCUGGAUUGUACGCCAGCCAGAAACUUGGGAAACCCAGCAUCCUUCGGUCUCAACCCAAGUUUGAAAAGCAGUUUAAACCCGUUUCCAAUGACGAAAUGCCGGAGGUUCUCCGGGGUGACGGGUCUCCUAGCAUCAAGACAUCAUCUCCUAAUGGCAAGAGGAUCUCCUCUCCUAACUGUGACUUUGGGUCAUCUCCCAGUCGCAGAAGUGGCAGGAAGUUGAUAUUACAAUCCAUCCCAUCAUUUCCUUCUCUCACUGCUCCUCACCUUUAGAAUGGGAAUCGUUUUGCUUCUUAGUUAGCAACCCCUUUUCUUUUUCGCCUGUUUCUUUUCAAUUUCUCUGUAUUAGAAACUUUGCGUAGCUGUGUGCAUAAUGAGCUUGCUUUUAUGUUGGAGAUGUUUUCAUAAUCUACAACUUAAGUUGUAAUGUAUAAUAUGUUGGGAGUAUUUAGAUAUAAUCAUCGCUUUGAUAUUUUCUAAUGCA